Messenger RNA from Racocetra persica, 422 nucleotides. NCBI's taxonomy places the organism in Eukaryota, Fungi, Glomeromycota, Glomeromycetes, Diversisporales, Gigasporaceae. The record is from the annotation of a GenBank genome assembly.
ACAUUUGGAAUAAUUCAGCUCUUAACUUUGAAGUAGCUAGAAUGUUAAAUGAGGGAACUUAUCAAUCUACUAUUAUUGUACCAUUUAUUCAAGCUGUACUAAAAAAUCUUCCCUUUAGAUUUUCAUUUAUUAGCACAUCAGAAAGAGAAAGUAUUGUGAGUGCAGAUAGAAAAGGAGACGGUCAAGUGGGAAGACAUCCAGAUAUCAUGUUAAUGGUGGAACAUUUGGAUGUGCUCUUCGAAAUUAUGUAUGUCAAAUGCUCGAGGUUGGUUUGUAUGUCUCAAAAAAUGGUGGAUGAUGAUAUAAAGUUAUGGAGAGAGUGUAGCAAUAGUAUGUAUUAUACACAAAAAACUCUUCAUCCAGAGAAAGAUCAAUUUGGAAUUGUUGGGAUACAAAUAGCAGAAGAUACUUUACAUCUGAAU